AGACUUUCACCUCGGUUUAUAUUAAUAAAGCCACAUGAUCAAAAGAUACAUGGUUUUGCCAUAAAACCGCAAACUGAGCUAAAUAAACGAGGCAUUCUCUUUAUCUCUUAAUUACACCGCCAGAGAGACCAUGACUAGACUUGCCAGCCGACACAAGAAGAAAGAAAAAGAAAUGCAAUACUCUCCUCUAGACCGGCCACAUGUGCCAGAGCUACAUCCAUCAAUUCCAACUUUCCAAGUGAGGCGUACAGAAUCAUUUCCCUCCCAGAAAUUAAGCAAGACCCGAUCACACACUCACUCACUCGAUCACUCGAUCACCCACCUAGUUGCUCUGCUGCUGACACCACCAAACACACAUACACACUAGCCAAGCUGCUGCUGCUUGCUUUGUCAUGGCGUCGCCGAAGAAGGCGAAGCCGCGGGCGAGGCGGCCCCUGCUGCUCCGGCGAGCCAUGCUGCAUUCCUCCCUCUGCUUCCUCCUCGGCCUCCUCGCCGGCCUGGCCCCCGCCUUCCGCUGGACCCACGUAGUGUCCACCGCGGCCACCGCCCACGUCUUCCGCGCGCUCCACGCCGUCGACGGCGCCUUCAACCACACCGUGCUUCUGCUCCAGCAGCAGCAGCGGCAGCUGCAGCACGGACCCGUCGACGUCGCCGUCACCGCCCUCCCCUCGCCGCCGCCUGCGCCGGCGUUGGAGCCGCUGCGGCAGCCGCAGCUGCUGCUGGUGGUGACGGCCACGGAGCGGUCGGACCCGGAGCGGCGGGCCGCGGGGCUCACCCGCGCGGCGCACGCGCUCAGGCUCGUGCCCCCGCCGGUGCUGUGGCUGGUGAUGGAGCGGGCGACGGAGGCCCCGGACACGGCGCGGCUGCUGCGCGGCGCCGGGGUGUCGUACCGGCACCUGACCUACCCGGAGAACUUCACGGCGGACGGCGUCGGCACGGAGAAGGAGCGGCACCACCAGCGGAACGUGGCGCUGGGGCACGUGGAGGAGCACCGCCUGGACGGUGUCGUGCUCUUCGCCGGCCUCGGCGACGUCUACGACCUCCGCUUCUUCGACCAGCUCAGGCAGAUCAGGACGUUCGGUGCGUGGCCGGUCGCGACGGUGUCGGAGCGCGAGCGGAAGGCGACGGUGGAAGGGCCGGUGUGCGGCGGCUCGCCGUGGGCGGUCACCGGCUGGUUCUCCACGGCCGACGCGACGCCGACGGUGAGGGCGGCGAGGCCGCCGGAGGGCACCGUGGACGUGGCGCGCUUCGCGUUCGGCAGCGCCCUGCUCUGGGACCCGCACCGGUGGGACCGCUUCCCCGUCUCCGAGCCCGACGCCUCACAGGAUUCGAUAAAGUUUGUGCAACGAUUGGCCGCGGAGGAGUACAACAAGUCAAGAGGAAUGCCCGAUCCCAAUUGCUCGGAGAUCAUGGUGUGGCGUGGAGAUCAGCUCGUCGCUGCCUAGCUUGCUCCAUAUGAUCUUGGGAUACAUACUCCUCCAGUUUAACUAGAACUAUCCGACUAUAGUACCUACCACCUACCCACAUAUACAUAUCUAUGUACGUUGAUCGCAACAUAGCUAAGCAAGUUUUGUUAGCUACCCGGUGCUAGUAGCUCCAAAAUAGGAGGGCAAAAUGAUAACGGGUAAUGAAGUAUAGUUUCCAUGCACAAUGAUCAUGGAUGUACUUUUGUCUUUUGCACUAUAUAUACACAUCGAGAAAUGAUUUAUUGCCUUAUCGAA
Molecule: messenger RNA, 1721 nt
Organism: Triticum aestivum (bread wheat)
Lineage: Eukaryota; Viridiplantae; Streptophyta; Magnoliopsida; Poales; Poaceae
Product: probable beta-1,4-xylosyltransferase IRX9
Exons: 3
Coding region: 393-1445 (350 amino acids)
Biological process (GO): glucuronoxylan biosynthetic process; plant-type secondary cell wall biogenesis
Cellular component (GO): Golgi membrane
Molecular function (GO): xylosyltransferase activity; galactosylgalactosylxylosylprotein 3-beta-glucuronosyltransferase activity
Source: RefSeq, a predicted model, not a curated record